Molecule: messenger RNA, 510 nt
Organism: Sphenostylis stenocarpa
Lineage: Eukaryota; Viridiplantae; Streptophyta; Magnoliopsida; Fabales; Fabaceae
Source: the annotation of a GenBank genome assembly
AUGGAAGACGGUGGAACAAAUGAUGAGAGCUUGGUUGAGGGAUCUAAAAGGGUAGAAGAAAAGGUAGAAGAAGGGGUUGAGAAGGUGAAAGAAGAGGAUGUUGGAAAAAAAGACAAUGAUGGUGGUGGUCUUAUCAACAACUUCAUUUCCUCUUUCAUCACACCCUUGAGUCCAAGCAUUGGAAAAUCCUCUCAGGAUGAAGGUGCUGCUGCUGCUGCUGAUGAUGAUGAUGAUGAUGGAGAAAAGGAAAGGGGUGAUGGCUGUGAAGAGGGAGGAGGAGGGGUCAUCAGAAAAAUGGUUUCUAAUUUUUUCCAUCAAAGUGAAGGUGAAAGGAGGUUGGAAAGUGAAGAGGAGGAAAACAUGGCUGCUGAUAAAGUCAAACGAUUGAAGACAGAAAAUGGAGGCAUCAUUCAUAACAUUGCUUCUCACUUGUCUGCUUCAGUCCCAGAUGGUGCAGUUCCUACAGCAGACGAGGCCACUAUUUUAAUUAACUCUCUUGUUCGCGACUAA